AUGAAAGUUGACAAUAUCUCUGAAAACCCUUCUUCAUCUAAAAAUAGAUCAAAACUUUUAGAUUCUAACAAAUAUCUUGAAGACGAUGAUAUAGAAGAAGACUUAAAAGAUUUUACUGUUGUUAUAAAAACUACUCUCUUUAUAGUUGCCAGAGUUUCAGUUCAUCACAAUAAUUUGACGUGUUCAAUAAUUAUCUACUUUAUGACAUUAAAUACAACUGCUAUAGCUUUACACGUGACCAUUCCUGAUCUUAAGAUUGAUACAUUCUGUGAUUUCUCUUAA
Funneliformis geosporum is the source of this 282-nucleotide messenger RNA. The record is from the annotation of a GenBank genome assembly. Lineage: Eukaryota; Fungi; Glomeromycota; Glomeromycetes; Glomerales; Glomeraceae.